Molecule: messenger RNA, 2451 nt
Organism: Anopheles marshallii
Lineage: Eukaryota; Metazoa; Arthropoda; Insecta; Diptera; Culicidae
Exons: 2
Coding region: 1-2451 (816 amino acids)
Source: RefSeq, a predicted model, not a curated record
AUGUCGUACCGACACAGCAUUGCUACCACGGCUAGUGAAGAGGGGUCUUGCGAUGUAAACAAUAACAAUCUGCUAAGCGCAGACAAUUUGCUAAGGUUAGCGCUCAAGAGGCCCAAGAACUGGAAGUGGGAACUCACCACGUCCAGCUCCUCCCCGAACAUAAACUUUCCAAAAAUACAGCUCUACGAUGGUGUGAACGGGGAGCUGAUGGUGGAAGUUGAUCGGCCGGAUUGUGUCAUCCGUUCGGACUGCCCCGAUGCUGUACCCACCGAGAAAUCUGCGCUAUUGCAGAGUAGUAGCAGCUCUAGAGAACUCGACUCGCGCCAAGGACGAUAUCGACGUUCCCGUACGUCUUUGGUAAAGGAGAAGCUAUCUACGUCCGGUGACUCGCUGGUAGACAUCUUUAAUCAGUUGCAAAACAAGGGGCUCGGACACAAGCUGUCCACAAGCGGGUCACAGUACAAACUGAUCAACGGAAACACGGAAGACGGACGGGGAUCUCUGCAGAAGAGCAAGUCUGCUAAUGCUAUCGGUAUGCCGGAAGAUCCACUUAUCGUUCGGCGGAGAUCCCGCCGCUCGUUGGCAAGCCGCUCCAGUUCAAUUUUGGAGCGGAUCAGCGAGUUCUACGGUCGUAGCUCCACCGAGGAGGAAGAAGGAAAAGACUUGCAGCUGGGAGUACCACCCCUUCCACAGCUCGUACUGCCCCCAGCAAGAGAUAACUCGCCGCCGCAGCCAGAUACAGCUGGUGUCACCAUCGAAGAGAUUCCACCCGAUCCAUCAACCACUCCAAUCAAACCGCGUCCCAAAAUCUACAAGCUAGUGCGCAGCAACAUCGGUACGCUGAUGGUACGCGAAGAAAGCUUUCAUACCCAGCGCAGUUUAAGGCGACGGCAGCGAGAAAACGGCGAGCUUCCGUCAACCGUCCAGGACACGGAUCGUUUGGUGGAGUUAGACGAACAGACGGAUCGACCACGACCGAUGGACAACGGGGAAGUGGAGCGUUUUAAAUACGAGCGUGAAAUAACCCGAAUCGAUGGACUCCUUUCGAGGGUUAUGCUUUCGCACGAUCUGCAAACGGAGGAGGAUCGCCAGGACGCACCGGGCAUACGGAUAUCGGAACCACCGGAAGCAGGUACGACGGUGAACGGAUCCUCUCCACACCAGAACGGAACAUCCCAUCGAAAGCGACGCUCAAGGCGCAGUGCAAGCGUUGGGGGUAGCGUUCACUCAACGCAUCGUCGAUCGCUAUCUUCCGGGCGUAACAAUUCACCGAUAAAUGCGUACCGAUACGCGCAACGUAAUGGGCGACGGUCUGCAUCCAGUUCCUCCACGUCGGACACGGAGACGGAUCCUAGAAGGGACGAACAGCGCACCGGAAGCUCAUCUAGAUCCGGCUCGCAGAAGCGCCGUGGCCGGACGCGGCAUCGUGGUGGACAGCCGGGCGACACUCCAGAAAACAACCCACGUGCAGCGAUCAGUAACGCUUCCUCACCAAAACAUUCCCGUACAACCAACACCACCGCUAGCCAGCAAACUAUCCCGCCACGGGCCAGGCGCUGUUCAGCGGAAAGUGAUGGACUGGAUACGCUUGCGCUCGAACGCUUUCGAGCAUCACUGCGGCACCGCGAGUCCCGUGGGUUCGCAGUGGUACGAUCGCACGGUGCAGCGUCGGAGUUGACCAUUGACGUUCCGACGAUCGACGCGAGUGCAUCAACACUCCAGCGCACAAUCAACGCAACAGCCGAGUGCAACGAUCAACCGAAGCACGCUCUCAACCCCGGCAGCUCAACGUCGUCCGGCAGUUUGAACGGAACACUGUCGACCCUGUCCUCGUGGACGUCCGGUUCGGAAGGUAGUGCGAGUCAAGUGAUCCCACACAACCCUGUACGUGAGCUAGGACGAUCCGUAUCAGUGCCUAGUACCGGUGAUCGUGUCCCGACCAGCCCCCUGUACGAGCGUUCCAACUUUCUGGACAACUUCUGCACCUCGCUGCUACCGUUGUCCGGUGACGCGUUCCGACAACGCUUCCUGAUGGAGGACACCAAGCGGGACACACAGCAUGGUGAACAAUCCGCUCCCGGUGAGGAGACGGUACUGAGACGCGGUAUUCCGGGUCGUCGAAAUCUGGUCAGCAUGUCCAGCGUGGUGGAGGAAGUGCUUUACACGAAGAUGGCCGCCACCAGCGGCAAACCACCAACCGGGAGACGUUCGCUUACAGGGCGCGAGAACCUGACCGCGAUGCUAUCGCAAGGCGAGGCCACAUCCUCGAACGUGACCGGUGGCAAUGUGCCGGCGGAGCCGGGUGUACCGGCCGGUGGGGAGGUGGAAUCGGAUGAUCAUCCGCCAACAUCCUCGGAGCUGGCAAACACAGUCGAGCCACCGUUCCGGGGUCGUCGCACGCUGAAGUACUACUGUCGUCGCUACCGCACGUCCAUCAAAUACGACUCCUAA